AUGGCUAAUUAUCGUCAAAGGGGUGACACGGUUCACACUAAUAAUAAACAGAAAAAUUGUUACAUGGUGGAUAAUUUAGUAGGUGAACCAUCACACAACUGUUAUAAUAAUCAACAAUGUCAAUGUUCAAGUUCGCGUUAUGAUCCAAAUUCAAAGGUCUAUUUCAGCUCGAACUCGAACAAUAAACAACAUGUUCCUCCACCUAUAGCUACAAACAUGGACUUAUUAAAUUCACCAGCACAUUCGUUACGUCGUUCAUAUUCUAAUGUCUCCGAUGAUGAUGAUUUUCAAACAGUUUCACACAAAAAGAGUAAACAAUUAAACAAUCUGAUGCAUCACAACAAUCGUUCACAAUUAUCACAUCGUCAACAGCACGUUAACCCAGUUGUUAAUAAUAAUUUGAUAAUGAAUGCAUCACGUCCCAUUACUCCUCUUACAAGUACAAACGAUAUGAAUAUCCAACAAAGUCGUCAACAACAAAAUAUAACAACAGCCUCGACUCGAUUUGCGUUGACAAGAUACCCGUUUCCUCCACAUAUCGUUCGCUUUAAUUCGAAAACGGUAACAGUUAAUCAAGUUAAAGAGGAAAUCACCAAACAUGUCAAGAAUGUUUAUCAAUUUGAUAUUGAAGUUGCGAACUGUCGUACAUCAAAUUUUAAAUGCAAUAACAAUGAAUUGGACAUUUUACUUUAUUUAAAAGAUUCAACUUCUUUUGCAUUUUUGUUAGAUCAAACCAAAUGGCCAACGAAAAUUGCCGGUGAAGACUAUUGUUUUCCUUCAUUAGCUUCAAUUCCUCCUCAACUGUCUCUAAUUAUCAAAAAUGUAAAUUUAAAUAUCGAUUUUGAUGAAUUUUCUUUCGAAAUCAAAAAUUUAUAUCCCGAAGUGAAGAAUGUCAUUAGAAUGAAGAACAAAUUCGGAAACAAUAUUAAACUAGUAAAAAUUGAAUUAACUUCAACUAAAGUUAGACAAGAUAUAUUAGAUGAUAAAAAGUUAAUAAUUAAUUAUAUUACUUAUGAUAUCGACCAUUAUCUCGCACCAAUCAAUGUCUUGAUAUGUUCGAAAUGUUGUGGUCUAGGACAUUUUCGUAAACAAUGUCCAGAAUUAUCAGAAACCUGCAGGACAUGUAGCCAAACAUUUCAAGAUUUAAAAGAACACCAUUGUUCAUCAGAUCCAAAAUGUAAACACUGUAAUGGUGAUCACACGUCAAAUUCAAUGAAAUGUCCGGUGGUGAAAGAUUUUCGUGCUGAACUAACAAGAAAAAUAUUGUCUAACAAUAAUAACCGAGCACCAUUUUCACCAACAACGAACAACAAGAUCAAUCAUCAAUAUAAUCCUUCUGAUUUUCCACCUAUUACUUCAUCGUGGCCACAGGUAGAUAAUCCAAUGAUGUCAAAAUUAAACGAUGUAAUUAAUGGAUUAGCUCAAGUCAAUGUUACAUUAGGAAAACUAUGUGAAACUAACAGGAAAUUUGAACAAUUCAUAGUGGAUAAAAAUGUACAUGAUAUGAUGAUAAUCAAAGAAAUUGAACAUCUUAAAAUAUUAGAUAAAAAAUUUGAAAAUGAUUUAAUAUUACUGAAUACAAAAACUAUUACACAGGAUAAUCUAACGAAACGAAAUGAUGAUAUAUUAAAACAAUUGUUAUUACCAGUAUUAGAAGAUAUUUUGAAAUUUAUUAUUGUUAUGAAUAAAGACAACAGCGGAAGACCCUUAGAUGCUGAUGUUAAAAGUAGAUUUGAACUCUACAGAACCCAAGUAGCAAAAACAAGUGAAAGUAAAAUCUUUAAUUAA
This is a messenger RNA of Rotaria socialis, 1788 nucleotides long. Lineage: Eukaryota; Metazoa; Rotifera; Eurotatoria; Philodinida; Philodinidae. The record is from the annotation of a GenBank genome assembly.